Scatophagus argus is the source of this 1327-nucleotide messenger RNA. RefSeq names its product aminoacyl tRNA synthase complex-interacting multifunctional protein 1-like. Lineage: Eukaryota; Metazoa; Chordata; Actinopteri; Scatophagidae. Bases 232 to 1188 code for a protein of 318 amino acids. The record is from RefSeq and is a predicted model, not a curated record. Gene Ontology annotation, molecular function: tRNA binding. The transcript is spliced from 7 exons.
UCGGGAAAAUAUUCGAUCUAUAGAACAUAUAGCUAGCUAACGCUAGGCCAAAAACGACAGGCCUUCUUCAUAUCCGGAUAGUUCAAAGAUCUAGCCGUGGGGGCCUGAAUCAGCCUCUAUGUGGCUAACUGUUGCGUGCCUGGCUGUCAGAUAGCCGAUAUAACGUCAGCAGGUCAAGCAGCUGUGAAGCCCCAGCGCUCCUUAAAACGUGUUGCGGUCAUUGCCCAGUCCAUGUAUUUAGCUCGUUGCUUGUUCAAGAUGUCAAGUCACAAUCCGUUGAUGAGGCUGGAGCAGCGGGCUGCUGAGGCUGACCAGAUCAUCGAGUACCUGAAACGACAAGUCCAGCUGCUAAAGGAGAAAGCCGCCAUCCAGGCCAGUGUCAGAGAAGAAAAGAAACUUAUGGUGGAGAAUGCCAAAUUGAAGAAUGACAUCGAAGAACUCAAAAAGCAGCUGCUGGAAAAAGAGCAGAAGAGGGGAGUGUGUGAGGUGGCCAUGCCAUCAGGUGACGCCAGUGUUGAGUGCGUUUCACAGCCCACGCCUCCCAAACUUUCCGGAACAGCAGCCUCCGCCUCGCCUGAUGCUGCUGCUGCUGCUGUCCAGAGCCCCAAAGAUGAGAUUAAGAAGAAGAAGGCAGAGAAAAAAGGAGGAGAGAAGGCAGAGAAGAAGCAGGCUGGCCCCAGCCAAGAUGAAGCCAAGGUGGACGUGUCUCGUCUGGACCUGCGCGUUGGACGUAUAAUCUCAGCUGAGAAGCACCCAGAUGCUGACAGUCUCUACGUGGAGCAGGUUGAUGUGGGAGAGCCUUCUCCGAGGACGGUUGUCAGUGGGCUGGUCAAGCACAUACCUCUGGACCAGAUGCAGAAUCGCAUGGCGAUCCUGAUGUGUAACCUGAAGCCAGCCAAGAUGAGAGGAGUGGUGUCCCAGGCUAUGGUCAUGUGUGCCAGCUCACCAGACAAGGUCGAAAUCCUUGACCCUCCAGGCGGAGCAGUACCAGGGGACAGAAUUACUUUCCAGGGCUACCCAGGUGAACCAGACAAAGAGCUGAAUCCCAAAAAGAAGGUGUGGGAGCAGGUUCAGCCAGACCUGCGCACAGAUGACCAGUGUAUUGCAACCUACAAGGGAGUCGCUUUUGAAGUCACCGGCAAGGGAGUGUGCAAAGCCCAAACAAUGAGCAACAGCGGAAUUAAAUAAAAUAACAGAGCUGCUUGAAAUAGCUCAGUGUUUACUCGGCAGUCACCUGCAGUGAUGACGAUGGUGGUGUUGAGAAACAGGAUGGUGGUGAAUUGUAGAAAGUGCUUUGGAGAUGUUCAAUAAAGGCAUUUGAAAUUUA